ACAGUUUUAAUCGUUUAAAAAGUUCAAUGUUUUCAUCUUAACCAGAAAGCCUGGAAUACAAAACUAUUGCGCAUUUAUAUGUGAACUUUGGCAUCAAUCAGAAAAAAAACCUCAAAAGUUGUAAGGUGUAAGCACAGAGAUAAGAUAUAAAAUUUAGGAAAUGGGCUGGCGAAAAAAAAUAUUGUGUUUAUUUAUAUUUAAAACGAAGAAAAAUUUUUAAACUUUUAAUCAUAUAAUAAACGAAAUAUGCGUUAAAUAUUCUCAGGUAGAAAUAUUUAAGCUACGUCAAUUCCUAUAAAGAUAUACUGUCAAUUCAAAAAAGUGUCACAUGAAAAGUAAAAUUCUUUUGAAAAAUUAAGUAGAAAUAGAAAGAAAACAUGAACUGUUUCCAUGUUAACAAGUUGGAUUCGUAUGAGAGUGAGUGAAUAGGAUGCCUCCCCCACCACCUCCUGCACCUCCACCUUUGCCAAAAAUCGGUGGGGCUUCUUCUAACACCAAGUCAAAUAAUUUUGAUCCUCCUCCAGACAGAAAUGCUCUCCUCUCUCAAAUCAGAAAGGGAGCUCGACUGAAAAAAGCUGAAACAAAUGACAGAAGUGCACCUCUCGUCAAUGGUGGAGGAGGAAAGUCGUCUUCAAAUGGAGCGGCUGUCAGACAGCAGAAUACUGACAGUAAAUCAAAUGCUUCUUCUUCUUCUUAUCCCAUCAUUCCUCCAGGAGGAUUAUUUGCCCAAGGCAUUCCAAAAUUGAGACCCACGGUCCCUAAAUCAGGAGACAAUCCAGCUUUAUCAGCUAUCAUUCAAAGUUUGAAAACUGGUAAAAGUUCAUCAUUAGAUCAUCUUAGAGUAGGUCAGCUUAGCGGCAGUCGCUCUCAACCACCUAGUCCUGUGUCAAAGCCACGCUCUAGUGUUGCAUCUUCUCAAGCAAAUGAUAUUCACAGUAAUGCUGGGGGCAAUCCUAAUUUUCCUGAUGAUGUAAAUAUAAAAGGUCCCGCUCCAGCGCCUCCUCCUGCUAGCCAGAAGCCUGUCUUCAGGUCGAAUACAGGAAGCGAACCCAGCAAGCUCACCACAGUCAAGCGAUCUGCAUCCCAGACUAAUCUCGGUCAAAGGCCCCGUCUCACCAGGCCUCCUCCUAAUGUCAAGCCUCCACCACCCCCUAAAGGCAACCCUCCUCCCCCUCAAUCAGCCCCGCCCCCACCUCCGUCAAAGCCUCCUAACAUUAUGCGGAGGCAAAGUUUUGGCGUGGGUGAAGGACAGAAUUUGCGUCUUGCUUCCAAUAAACUGACUGGUAGCAGUACAGUCUCUAAGGCGAUUGGGAAGAGUAUCGGACCCCCGCCCCCUCCUCCUCCACCACGCAAUAACAGUGCUCCUCAUGACCUCAAUCAGAUGGUCACUAGUUCCUCUCCCAGCAGUCAUUUGAACAAAAUGAACAUUGCUCCACCUCCACCCCCAAACAGAAUAAUGGCGAGUGGCAACAGAGCGGCUCCUAUCAGGCCUCCUCCACGUGCUCCAGCUCCCCCUCCACCACCACCUCCCCAGCAUCAAUUCGGUGGUCAUCCAGCCCCUCCUUCACAAUUAAAGGCGAUGCCAUCGAUGAACGCGGCACCCCCACCACCUGCUCGAGUUUCUUCCAUGAAGACUUCUUCUGAAUUUGAAGACCGGUUUAAAUUUCAUCCAGCACAAAGUUUGCCAAAACCUGACAGAUUUUCUAAUUCAACGAAAAAUUAUCCCAGUAAAGCAAACCAGGUUAGACAAAAGCAAAAUACAAGACGCCAGCCUCCCCCACCACCCCCAAUGGCAAGCACCAAUGUUACUGGAAGUCAGCCCGUUCUUCACAUCCAAUUGGAAUCUGGAAUAUUUUCGAACAAUUUUGCUCACAGCUAAAAUCAAUUAAUUUGAAGGACUGGUUGUCCUGCAAUCACACUUACUGAAAUAACUUAUCACAAUCUGUGUGAUACAUUAUUUACCUGUACAUACAUAAAACAAGACUAAUUACUUUUUAUUUUGAGUAACUCUAUGUAUGGAAUGCACAAGAUGAAUUUGUCUAUGUGUUCCUUCUUUUUUGUCAUUUUUUUUCUUGGAGCACUUGUUACUCUGUUUAUCCAUAACUCUUUAUGAUUUUAAUUGGUAAUUUUAUGCAAGAUUUUACAAAAGAAUUUAUAUAAAUCGUAACUCAAAUUUAAAAAUAAAUUUUUUGUUUUGCAUCAUUCUCAGAAUGCAUUUUCUCAUUUUAUCCAAUUGUGGUGCUCUCACGGGCUAGAGAGAACGUAGAACUUAAAAUAAUUUAUUUUUUUUUUCAAAGCCUGUAAAAUGACCCAUUUUGAAAUCAACUGUUGUAACAAAAAGUUAAACUAUUUAUUUUGCAGCCACUCAUUUCCUGUAAAAAUUUCUCUGCAAUAUGCUUAAAAUUGUAUACUAUCAAUUAAUACUGAAAUGAUAAUAGAACUGUUCCCAACUUCAAAUUGUUUUCUAGAUUGGGAAAUUAAGUUUGUUAUGUUUAACAAAAUGUUUCUAAUUGAAAGGAAAUUUUGAGCAUUUGUGCUGGCAACUAAAUAAAUGUAGCACCAAAAAAUAAUUUUUAUGUUUCAAGCACUGUAUAAUUUGUAUUUCACUGUGUGAAAGAUUUUGUAAAAAAAUUUAAUGUUUUGAUACAUUUCUAAAUCUAACAUUUGCAGCAAUGCUAUUUUAACUAAAAAAUUUAUGAAGUAUGUUAAACUCAAUCAUUCCUUUAAUUGAUUUUGCAAAUGGCUUGAAGUAUUUUUAUAAAAAAAUUUCAACAAAAUGCCAUUUGCCUACUCAUUAAAUAGCAAACAGUCAUAAAGAUCACAAAACUGAUAGUUUUCUUCACAAAUUUAUUCUUUAUGAUAAUCCAUAGCUACCAACUCUACUGGAUUUUCGCGUAGACUGCUGAAUUUUUUCAGUUUCUCCUUGUUUAAUAAAAAAUUCUCCUGGUUUUUGUACAUUUUAGAAAAUUCCUUCAAAUUCUAAGUUUCCUGAAAAAAAUCCCUAUUAAAUAGAAUGUUUGCACAGAUUUUUUGCUUGCUUAAAUAUUUAAAUAAAUAUUACUAAUAUAUAAUGAAGCGAGCCUCAUUUAUAGAAAUCAGUUUAACCACUUUUUCUGUUCAGUUUAUUCAGAACUCCCUUUCUAAAAUAAUUAAAAAAUCAAUUAUUUCUUACGAAUGAAAUACCUAUUACUAUUCAAAAUUAUGAGUAAACAUAAUUCACAACAUUUCAAGCAUAUUUACUGCCAAUCAUGACCGGCUGUUUUUCUAUUUUGAUGUCUAUGAAACUCCCUAUGUGUAAAAUAUUUAGUACAUUACGCAACAAUUAUCAUGAAAUUAAUAUUAUUUUAUAAACUACUGUGAUGAUCGGUUCUAAAAUUUAGUGAAAUGUUUGUGGAUCAUUAAUAUUAGGAGAUUUCUAAAUUGAACAUUUUGAGAAAUGCUCUAUAGUAAGUAAAAUAGAAUUUUACUUUUUGGUCUUGGGUGUGUAAAAAUCAGCAAUGGUUCUUUUGACUAAGUGCUAGAUGACUUCCUUUAGGAUAAGGAUUUGGCAAAAACUGUAUUUUAAAUGUUGUUUUUUUUCCUUGGAAAUUUUGUGCAUUCCUUAUAUGGGUGAAAUGUAGCAUAUUUGUUUCGUGUUGAAAAGGCGUUUAACCUGCGGUAAUUGUUAUGUCAAAUGGUAAAUAUAUUUGCACUUGUAAAAAGUUGUUAGACAUAUAUAUCAGAGGAAUUAAUUUUUUGAAUAAAUUAUAUUUCUAACCUAUUAUUGAAGGAAAAAAAAUUGUUAUCUGCCAAUCAAUGAUUGAGAGAAGUUCUCUGCUUUGUAUUUUUAAUAACCUGCUUUGAAUUGUAGUCAUAAUUAAAAUAAUUUCUUAUUA
This is a messenger RNA of Parasteatoda tepidariorum (common house spider), 3875 nucleotides long. RefSeq lists its product as uncharacterized. Gene Ontology annotation, molecular function: actin binding. NCBI's taxonomy places the organism in Eukaryota, Metazoa, Arthropoda, Arachnida, Araneae, Theridiidae. Gene Ontology annotation, biological process: actin filament polymerization. Gene Ontology annotation, cellular component: actin filament. The record is from RefSeq and is a predicted model, not a curated record.